CGUGUCCGCCGCGCUGCACCGACCACGACCGCCGCCGACCAGGAUUACUCGAAUUGUGCUCAGUACGCAUACGGCCGCCGCCACAGAUUGUCGUGUUAGCCGAGUCGAGCGACAACAUUCGCACCGCGUCUUUUGCUCUUCAUUUGCGCGCCUACACGAUUUCAAAUCAUAAAAAACUCGCGUUUCGGGAUUUUUUUAUUUUGCUCGCGACCAUAUACCACGCAGACGAUCAUUACCGACCAUGCGGCCGAUUUCCCGCCGUUGACCACGGCGCGAUCAAACUUUACCGCCCCCCUCGAACACCCCCUCCUACUUGACCACCGGGCCGUUUUGAAAAUAUUAUAAUAUUCGUUUCGUUUCGUUUUUUGUAUUUUUAAUUUUUGAUUUUUAAAUUCGCGCACGUCACACAGCCAACGAGAACAACAUGACCGCCAGCAACGGGUUCAUCAUCGGCGACGGUUCUUGGAACCUGCAGAUCUACGUGUCCGAUCUGCAGGUGGAACGGACGCUGCGCGUUAAGGGUGAUCUGCACAUCGGAGGGGUCAUGCUAAGGCUGGUCGAAGAUUUAGAUAUAGCCAUGGACUGGUCAGAUCACGCUCUCUGGUGGCCCAACCGUAACUCGUGGCUCACCAGGACCCGAUCGACGUUGGAUCAGUAUGGAGUGCAAGCGGACGCAAAGCUGCAAUUCACCAGAAUGCACAAAACUGCACGCAUCCAGCUGCCUGACCUCCGGUACGUGGACAUGCGAGUGGACUUCUCCAUAAAAACAUUCAACGCCGUAAUACAGAUAUGCAAAGAGCUAAAUAUCAGACACCCAGAAGAAUUGUCUCUGAGCAAGCCACUAGAACCGUAUCACCUGAAGCACAACAUGAAAGAAAUGCAAUACAACAACGGUCAAACGCCAUCGCCCGAUACCAACUCGUUUGCUGUAAAUCACAGCCCAUCCGGUUCCACCGGCAGUCUGGACAUGACGUCUUCGCCGUUUAUAUGCGCUCCACUGAAAAAUCACUCAACGCCGAUCAGUUCGCCCGUGUCUCAAAAUGGAACUUGGAAAAAAGGAUACAGCAAACCGGAAAUGAAUGGAAACGUAACGUCACUGGAAUUGUUGAACGGAUCCCUCGAUACGUCUUUGGCUAAUAGCCCACUUUCGCUGAAUCAAGAGGUGCGAAACAAAGUUUUGAAACCAAAAUCACUGGUAGAAAAAGCCAGAAUGAAUGUGGCAUGGUUGGAUUCGUCAUUAUCAAUAAUGGAACAAGGUGUCAGGGAAUACGACUUAUUGAAAUUGCGGUUCAAAUUUUAUUCUUUCUAUGAUUUGAAUCCUAGACUAGAUUCUGUACGCAUAAACCAAAUAUACGAACAAGCCAAAUGGAGUUUAUUGAGUGGUGAAAUUGAUUGUACCGAAGAGGAAGCUUUAAUGUUUGCUGCGCUACARGUUCAAAUAAAUCUAAAAGCCAGUGUACCACAACCACUUUUGGAGACAACGGGUGGAGAUGACGAUAUCGAUGCUGCUCUGUCUGAUCUUCAAAUUACGCUUGAAGGGUUCCAGCCACAGAACAAUGUCAAUAAUUUGGCACAUGCGCCGGAGUUGACUGAUUACUUGAGAUUUUUGAAGCCAAAAAAAUUUACGCUGAAAGCGUUUAAACGUUAUUGGUUUACAUGCCGAGAUUUACAUUUGAGGAUGUACAAAACGGCGGAAGACGCCGAAGUCGGUGCACUUCCCGUGCACAGUGUCAGUCUCAAGGGAUGUGAGGUAACUCCGGACGUGAAUAUUUCACAGAACAAGUUUGGUAUAAAGUUGGAAGUGCCCAGUUCAGAUGGCAUGACCGAGAUGUGUAUUAGAUGCGAGAGCGAGGAGCAGUACGCCAAAUGGAUGGCUGCUUGUAGACUGGCGGCCAAAGGGCGCCCGUUGUCCGAUCACUCUUAUGAAUCCGAGGUGAAAUCGAUCAAAGCGUUCCUCGAAAUGCAACAUCCGUCGAUCAUCCAGUCACCCGUCAUUAGCCCGUCCAUGUUGGACAUCUCGGUCGAGGACUACAUACCGCACAGAUUUUCCAGAAAACUCAAGGGAAAGCUGRUCCAGCGUAUACUCGAAGCGCACGCCAACCUCAAGGAAUUGACUUUGAUGGAGGCAAAGAUGAACUACAUCAAAGCGUGGCAGUCGUUGCCCGAGUUCGGAAUCUCACUGUUCGUCGUCAAGUUCAUGGGCCACAAGAAAGAAGAGCUGCUGGGCAUAGCGUACAACCGUUUGAUGCGCAUGGACAUCGCAACCGGCGAUCACAUAAAGACAUGGAGAUAUAACACAAUGAAGGCGUGGAACAUCAACUGGGAGGUCAAACACAUGAUGGUGCAGUUCGAAGAAGGCAACAUAAUAUUCGCCUGCCAGUCGGCCGACUGCAAGGUGAUACACGAGUUCAUCGGCGGUUACAUAUUCUUGUCGAUGCGUUCCAAAGAGGUGAAUCAAACGCUGAACGAGGAGCUGUUCCACAAGCUGACCGGUGGCUGGUCAUAACGUGUCGCAGUGCGCGACGUGGUGUACGGCGAGAUGACUAUUAAUAUUAAUUGUAACGUUCGUCUCGCUCUUACACCUAACCUCAUACGAAACAAUCGAACAAACGAGAUGAAUGCAAAUCGAAAAUGAUGUACAUAUUAUUAUUAUCUCGCAUGAUAUAAUAUUUAUUUAUUUCACCUCCAAAAAUUUAGCUGCUUAUACCGUAAUGCGUGUAGAAGCAGCAAGUUUCAGGGGGAGGAGGGAAUGUGCGACAAAGAGGAGGUCACUGUUUGUUUCCUUGUUUACGUUAUUUUUUUUUUUUUUGUAAAUUAUUAUAACAAAGUGCGUUAAUAUGUUGUUUGCCCAUUUAUUGAUAUAACAUAAUAUUGUUUUAAACGAUUAUAUAAUAUUGUUUAUUUUCGUUGCGUAAUAUUAAAAAAAAAGUAUU
This is a messenger RNA of Diuraphis noxia (Russian wheat aphid), 2933 nucleotides long. Its product is annotated as unc-112-related protein-like. The record is from RefSeq and is a predicted model, not a curated record. Gene Ontology annotation, biological process: cell-matrix adhesion; integrin-mediated signaling pathway. Gene Ontology annotation, cellular component: cytoskeleton; cell-substrate junction. Gene Ontology annotation, molecular function: integrin binding. NCBI's taxonomy places the organism in Eukaryota, Metazoa, Arthropoda, Insecta, Hemiptera, Aphididae.